AUGGACGCCGAUGCUUCGCCAGAGCGCUUUCUUGCGUUCUCCUCCGCCCCCAUCUCUACGUUGCAGGCCUCUGGCAACCCACCAGGCUUCCAAAACCGGCGACACAGCUCGGGCUCGGACUCUGGCGUGUCCAGCAACGGGAGCGUUGCCGACCACACCGCUCGCCCUCGUCCUCAGCCGGUGUUCGACGCCCAACGGACGCAUAAUGGGGCUCAAUUCAGCUCCUACAGCCCCCCUCGUCGCACCAUAAAUGCUGUCGCCACAGUCAUUGCCGACGACUCACCCUACGUCCCCCCAGAGCCAUCUCCCCCUCAUCGCAGCCAGUAUCCGGCUCACUCGGGGGCCCAUAGCCAUUUCCAACCGUACGAUUAUCAAGGGCAACAGCCGCCUUCCUCGACUCAGUCACCUCCCCAGCAGUCACAUCGCAGGAGCAGCAGUGGCGGUAGUAGCCCUGCAGAGUCCAUCCGUAGUGGGAGCGACCGGAGUGGCCACCCGGGUAGCUAUAGCCAGAGGAGCGCGUCAAGUGGCGUGAGCGACCUCAGAAGUCAAUAUGUCAGUCCCCAGAUGCCCGCGGAGGACACCUUCAAUGUCCCAGAGCCCAUCGAGCAACCUCCGUUGUUCAACCCGGAACGAUAUCCGGCAUAUGAUGCCAAUGCGCGCAGGAUCGGCAUGGAACAUGUUCGCUAUGGCGAGGUACCCUCUGAAGGGACAGGACAGUCUUAUUACCGUUCUCGGACUCAGACUUAUCCCAUGGGGCCUCAAGUAAUGUCCAUGACCCUCGACUCGUCCAAUACCCCGGAGGCGCCGGUGUAUCAGCGUCAGAUGCCUGCCCCCCUUCCGAUUCAGGCAGCGACGCCCCAGAUUGACUAUCAGCGUCGUGGUUCCAACCCUCUGGACGGCCGGGGCAGCUAUGUCUAUCCCUCUACUCAGGCUGUCCCUGCGCCCCCUAUGAGCCACUCACCCGCUCAGGCACAGCAGCUUCCUCCUGACUUGCCUGAUCCGACACCCAACUUGCGCCAACUUCUUGGAUUGGGUCCGGAAGAUGAAGUCAGUUUAUAUGCCCUCGCGGACCCACCAUCUGGGGAAAAACCGAAUUAUCCGUACCCAACUUUGAUCAAACUGGCUAUCCAUGGAAGUCCCAAGAAGCGCCUUACGCUACAAGAGAUUUACGCCGCUUUGGAGGCGCGAUUCCAGUGGUUCAGAGAUAAUACGCACGAUAAAGCUUGGCAGAAUUCUAUCCGCCACAAUCUCUCCCUGAACAAGUGCUUCCGCAGGGUCUCCAAGCCGAUCACGGAGCCCGGAAAGGGCAGUUACUGGGUCGUCGACUACUCUCAAGGGGAAGGGAAUAAGCGGGCACGCAAGCGUAACAAGAGGCCUACUAAAGCUGAAUUAGCCCGGCGCGCUCAGGAAGCUGCCGCUGCUUCUUCCGCUGGCUCGUCUGGCCCUUCUGCUUCUCGUCAAGGGCGCCAGGAUGAAAGUUCUAGCGACGAGGAGCAGUCGAAUACCCCCUAUUCGCAGACCAGGGAAUCAAGCACCAGCCAGGUUUCAACCUCGCGUCUUGAUGACACCAACAUCGAUCCAGAGCUAAGAAACCAGGGUCAUGUUGUCGGAGAGGGACGUGUCCACGUCAACAACUUUGCUGUGCGCAACGAGGCCCACUCGCCGUACGCUAUACCCGACCCGGUUUUACCCCGCCGCAGCGCAAUGUCCAACUCCAUGGCGUCUCUCCAGAUGGCAACACAUCCUCCUUUUGUUCCCAGGCAGGCCACCGCUUUCGGGCAGGGCUCUUUCGGACAGCCUGCGUUCGGACAGUCCUCAUUCGUUUCUGGGUCUCCAGCAGCCCACAGCGGCGCGCCCAUUGCGCCCAGCAACAGGACGCCUACAUCUAUCUGGGGCCCGAUCAUCCCUCCCGAAUCUCCCAUGAGUUCUACUGGAGGCUUCAUGCCGCCAGCUGUCGCUUCGUUGGGCCCUUUUACGUCGUCUAUGCCCUCUAUGCGCUCGAUGUCUGCUGCCGCUACCCCUGGAAUGGAUCUCCGCAAUAUGUCUAUGCCUUCACUGGCUUCCCAUGCGGGCGAUAUGAGGGAUCCCACUGGCUGGAAUGUCACUCAGCCUGUUAGUAAUAUGCAUGGAGUGUCCCAGCAGCAGUACAUCCCUUCUAUGCCUCCCCGCGAUGGCGGGCCAUCGCAGGGAAGCAGGCGCAGCAGUGAUUCAUCUAGCUCGUCGUCCAGAGGAUGA
Molecule: messenger RNA, 2235 nt
Organism: Fibroporia radiculosa
Lineage: Eukaryota; Fungi; Basidiomycota; Agaricomycetes; Polyporales; Fibroporiaceae
Exons: 3
Coding region: 1-2235 (744 amino acids)
Biological process (GO): regulation of transcription by RNA polymerase II; cell differentiation; anatomical structure morphogenesis
Molecular function (GO): DNA-binding transcription factor activity, RNA polymerase II-specific; RNA polymerase II cis-regulatory region sequence-specific DNA binding
Source: RefSeq, a predicted model, not a curated record